AUGGCACAGGCAAACCUAUCAGGAGAUACAGGGAAACAAACUGAGAUCCUUGCACAAUUACGAUGCGUGGCAGGUUGGACAGAUAAGAUUCACACACAGUUGAUACUUAUCUCAGCAUUCAACAUUUUCCUGUCCGUUACUGCAUUUCUUGGUAACACCUUUAUCCUAGUCGCCCUUUUCAAACAAUCUUCCCUUCAUCCACCGUCUAAACUCUUGUAUCGUUGUUUGGCAACAACUGAUCUUUGUGUCGGCCUUAUUACUGGGCCUAGUCACGUUGCUUAUUUGCUGUCACUGGUUGACCAGAACUUGGAUUUUUGCCGCUAUGCGCUGAGCAUGAGUUUCAUAGCAGGCUUCUCUCUGUCUUCAGUCUCUCUGCUAACAAUGACUGCAAUAAGUGUGGACAGACUUCUCGCCCUGUUGCUGGAGCUGAGAUACAGACAAGUUGUAACCAUGAAGCGAACAUGUGUGAUUGUAAUUAUGUUUUGGGUCGUGUCAAUAGUCACUGGGGCAUCGUACUUUUUUAAUCACCGCAUAGCCAUUUGGUAUAGUUAUAUUGUUAUACCACUGUGUCUUGCAACAGCAACGUUCUCGUACGCAAAAAUUUUCCACACUCUGUACCGUAGCCAUUAUCAAGUACACAUCCAUACCCUACAACAGCUGGGCCAACCACUGAACAUGGCGCGAUACAGAAAGGCAGUGUACAGUGCACUGUGGGUGCAGCUGGCACUCGUUGCUUGCUAUCUUCCAUACAACAUAGCGAGAUCGGUUCUUCCAAAGGGCGAACUUUCUCCACUGCAGUUUUUAGUCUGGGGAUAUACCGCGACCUUAGUUUACGUAAACUCGUCGCUCAAUCCUAUUCUUUACUGCUGGAAGAUAAAUGAAAUAAGACAAGCAGUGAAGGAGACAAUCACACAAGUACUUUGCUGUCCAUGGAGUUAG
This is a messenger RNA of Pocillopora verrucosa, 939 nucleotides long. RefSeq names its product melanocyte-stimulating hormone receptor-like. Gene Ontology annotation, molecular function: G protein-coupled receptor activity. Gene Ontology annotation, cellular component: membrane. NCBI's taxonomy places the organism in Eukaryota, Metazoa, Cnidaria, Anthozoa, Scleractinia, Pocilloporidae. The record is from RefSeq and is a predicted model, not a curated record. Gene Ontology annotation, biological process: G protein-coupled receptor signaling pathway.